UGACUGGCAACUCGUGACGUCACCGGCUCCUUCCAUUGAAUCAAAACAUGGCGGCUGCCAUGGAGCUGAGAUGCUGGGGAGGAGACUGGGGUCUGCCUUCCGUCCACACCGAGUCUCUCAUAGUUCUGGCAUACGCUAAAUUUUCUGGGGCAAAAGUCACAGCUUCUCCCAUCGACUGGACAUGGAAAACUCUCACAGCGACAGUCCCAGAGCUGGUUUGUGGAGACUCUGCAGUUAAAGAACCUUCACAGAUUCUCAAUUUCCUGAGAAAACAGAGAUUUAAUGCAGACUAUGAGCUGACAGCCAGACAAGGAGCAGACACCAUGGCGUACAUCGCUCUGCUUGAAGAGAAACUACGACCAGCUCUGUUGCACACUUUCUGGGUGGAUGCAGAAAACUACGCCAACCUGACGCGGCCGUGGUUUGCUUCUCGCUCGCCGUUCCCUCUUAACUUCCUCGUCCCGAUUUGCCAUGCCAAGAUCGCCCUCUCACGCAUCCUGCUGACCAAAGGAGAGUCGCCGCUACACAGAAUCACCGAGGUGGAAGGAAAGAUCUACAGUGACGCUAAAGAGUGCCUGAACCUGCUCUCCUACAGACUGGGAACAGCAAACUACUUCUUUGGCAACUCGCCAACCAGUCUGGACGCCUUUGUGUUUGGUUUUGUGGCUCCUCUCCACAAAGCCAGCCUCCCCAGCAGCCCUCUGCAGAGCCACCUCAGACAGCUGGAUAACCUCACGUGCUUCUGCGACAACAUCCUGGCAGUCUAUUUCAGCUCAAGCCAACCUUGUCCUCCCCCACCUGUUCAGGAAACAAUGGAUGCCAACCUGCAGAAACUAACUCAGCUUGUAAACAAAGAAUCCAACUUGAUAGAGAAGAUGGAUGACAAUCUUCGCAGCAGUCCUCAGCACAAACCCCACCGACCAGACCCCAAACCCAGUCUGGCCAGUGAGAAGAGCUCUACCCCUGCCUAACCCCUGACCCUUAAAACCUGACUCCCAGAUCCAGCCUCAUGAAGCGAAGAGGAACACCCUGUAGAUAAAAGGUGCAGUUAUGAAUCGGACUAAAUUCAUAAAAUUGUCAUCAACUUGAACAAUAUCGCGAAAGGAAAAUAACUUAAAAAAUAGAAAAUAUGCUCCUAUAAUUAUAAAAGGGACUAUUUUAAGAUAAUGAUGAUAGAUUUCAAAGAUGUUGGUCUGAAAGAGAAGAAAAGUGCAUGUGUAAGUUGUUUUUUUUUGUAAAAGGUUGAGCGCAUGUACGUGGUUGAGGGUGGAAUGCUAUGAAGUGGUGCUAAAUGAGAAAGACACAGAAAGUUCAAAGGGAAGCUAAAAGAAAUGAGAAGUCUAGCAGGGAAAAUUAGGGACACUGUUUGACCUCUGAGAGUGUACAUUUUCUGUUUUAACCUCUUACUCAUUUUGUUUUCUUUAAGGGAUAUACGUUUUCUGUUUGGAUUGUUCUGUUUUUCAUACGAUGGCACAACAGAAACAACUGCACUGCGUCAUGAGGAUAUUGAAAUUACUGACUUAAAGAUACCUUGAUCACAAAGUAGAACUAUGUUGGACUAGAGCACCUUAUGACAAGAUUUAUUUAGUUUGCUUAUGUUACAACACUAUAAAUCUGUCAUUGCAGCGAGGAUUUUAGAUCCUUUAGCACCCUUCUGAGCACAUGUCCUUCCUAAAAUCCACUGUAAAAAUGUUCUGUAAAUUCAGAUAACAUUAAAUUUAGUGUAAUGUAUAGAAUAUAUGCACUCGUGACUAUAGGAAUAACCAGUUACUCAUUUUGCUUUGCUCUCACCUCAUUUGCUUUGUACAGCUUGUAUAGUUGUAAAUAGUUUCAUGAUUACUUCAAGUAAACAAAUCAAUGCAAUUUACAUGUUUCCUCUAAUAGGGCUCAUUAGCUUGUUCGCAAUCUUUACUAGGUACACUGAGGUAAUGGAAGGGCCUUACGUACUGUAUUAACUUAUUCAUGCAAAAUAUUUGGGACUAAUGUGUGUUUGUGUGUGUGUGUGUGUGUUUCCUCAGAAACCAGCGUAUCUUUCAAUCAUUUUUUUUUCUUUCUCGUGCAAGAACUUCUGUCAUUAACAAUCCACUCACUUCUGUUGUUGCCUUUUUUUUCAUGACUCAAAAUUUUUUGUAAAACAUUUAUUUUGUGUUUAUUGUCAUGGUUUGCUGUGCCUACAGUAUUUAACUAUCUGCCACUUUGUUUAACCUGAAUGUCUGUCCCAGUUGGGAAUGUGUUGCCUUUUUUGCUUUAUUUUUACAGUCUGAUUAUUUUUAAGACAGAUUUUUCAUUUCCUGUCAUGUUCCCUGAUCUCCAUACAGCUUAUACAUUACUGAACUGUCUCCAUGUUAUUGCUUUCAUGAUUAUUCAGUGUCUCAGUCUGAAAGUACUAAUAUUUAUAAAGAAACUUGGACUCUUCCAACUCCCAAAAAACUUCAUAGAUACAUUCCCUUUAAAGCACCAUAUUCUGAAACAAGAGCGAUCAUUUGGGUAUGUGUGCUGCCCGUCACUACAUGUUAUUGGACGGCAAACAGGCUUGUGAGGACCGUAUGGGUGCAGUGUGCCUUCAUGACUGCUGGUGUCUUUGCACAGUCGACAAAAUGCUAACAGUGUCCUUCAUAAUUUUGAUAUGUUGUCAUAAAUUAUCUUUGACAUUUCUGUGGUUGUCUUCAUAUCAUUGCAAUAUAAAUAUGAUAAUCAAACUAU
Thunnus maccoyii (southern bluefin tuna) is the source of this 2703-nucleotide messenger RNA. It is a transcript of the gene mtx3, whose product is annotated as metaxin 3. Bases 48 to 971 code for a protein of 307 amino acids. The transcript has 9 exons. Gene Ontology annotation, cellular component: SAM complex. NCBI's taxonomy places the organism in Eukaryota, Metazoa, Chordata, Actinopteri, Scombriformes, Scombridae. The record is from RefSeq and is a predicted model, not a curated record. Gene Ontology annotation, biological process: mitochondrion organization.